Messenger RNA from Episyrphus balteatus (marmalade hoverfly), 8650 nucleotides. RefSeq names its product protein unc-79 homolog (gene unc79). The transcript is spliced from 31 exons. NCBI's taxonomy places the organism in Eukaryota, Metazoa, Arthropoda, Insecta, Diptera, Syrphidae. Bases 256 to 8607 code for a protein of 2783 amino acids. Gene Ontology annotation, molecular function: protein binding. The record is from RefSeq and is a predicted model, not a curated record.
UAAAUUCUAGUAAACAAUCAAAAAUUUGUCAUUUAAUUUGUUAUUCACUAAAAAUAUUUUACGAAAAACAUAAAAUUAUGAAUAGUGCGCCAAAUAAAAGCUAAUAUUUUCACAUUUAUGUACUCGUGAAUAAAGAAAAAAAAAAAAGUGUUUUGAAAAAAUUCAUCAAUUGAUGUUGAUGACGCCCACGUCAAAUAGUAAAUCCAUAUACUAGAUGUAUGAAAUAGAAUAGAGGAUACAAGUGUACUCGCAUCAAUGACGGGCAGUUUCAAAGUACAGCUCAUCAACAUGGGCACGAGAGCUGCGGCCUUUCAGGCUAAGCUCAGAUGUCUUCAUGAGUAUCAUGUUCGAUUGCUACACAAUGUAUUGCCAGCACCAUCGGGAGUGGAUAUUGCAAAUACUAUCAAGUAUUUUUCACAAACUUUACUAACUGUUUUAAAAGAUGUCCGCACAUCACCUCAUCAACUUAUAAAUGACCCACUAGAAGACCCCACACGAAUGUCAGCUUAUCCGAAUCUCGAGUAUGGUAAUCUGUACAAUGCCCUUACAAUGCUACUAGAUGUCGCUCCAUGCAUUCAAUAUGGACAAAUAAUCUUUGGAAAAGCCCUUCUGCAAUGUCUUUGCUGUAUUUUACCCUUUUUGGAUAAGGAUCUGAUUGAUAAUCUCCCCUACCUGGCGAGUUCAACAAUUUCAGUGUUACCACCGGCUCUACAUCAGGACAUCGUUAAUGCUCUAUGUUAUUACAUUCUUCCAUUUACUAUAACUCGUAAGAGUCCAGAAGAACAGGAAUGCCAAGCAUGUCAAUCAGUGUCGUCAGUGAUAAUGAUGAUUCUGCAGUAUUCUCAGAAUCCAGCACAUCAUUGUCAGCUUCUCGAAUGUUUGAUGACUUUGAAACAUAACGUGGUCAAGGAUAUUCUCUGUGUGAUUGCUUAUGGAACAUCUGUUUCCAGAUCAUCGGCUGCUAAGCUUUUGUUUUAUUACUGGCCAGCUUUUGAUCCGAUUUUGUUUGAUAAAAAAGUACUACUAUCCAAAAUGACAAAUGAUCUUGUACCAUUUGUUUGUCAGCGAGAACAAUGUCCAAAUGCUGGCAAUGCCGAAGCGGCCAAAGUAUGUUAUGAUCAUGGCAUCAGUAUAACUUACGCUCCAGAUUGCGCCCCACCAUUAUAUCUCUGUAUUGAAUGUGCCAACGAAAUUCAUCGGGAACAUGCUAAUUUGACAUUUGGUGACAUUUUGCAUCCCAUGCAACAAGUGUCUAUGGUCUGUGAGAAUAAAAAUUGCCGAUCGACAGAAAAGGCAGCCUUUUCAAUUUGCUUUUCCACCGAGUGUGCCAGUUACAAUGGCAAUCAUCCAAUUCGUUAUUGUGCUCAAUGUCAUGGAAAUCGUCAUAACACACGACGAGGUGGAGAUCAUGUUGUUCAUCGAAGUUUGCCAACAGCAUGGCAAAUGGAUGCGGAAAUGCAAAUGCAUAUGGUCGAAUCAGUUAUAAGUCUUUUAAGAGAAGCUAAACCUUUGAACUUUGAACCUGGCCGCGAUGGAUCUUCUUCGACGUCGUCGUCGACUGAGGGAAAGAAAAUGGGAAAUGGUCAACAGGAUAAUAUAUCAUUGGAAGAACGUCAAAUGUUGGGACGUUAUGGGAUUUGGCUUUUAGUUGGACGAUGUACACCAACAGCUGAGACUCCAGUGGAAAUUUUGGGAAGAAUUUUAAGUAUGCUGUUUCAUUGGUUUCAUAUAACAGCUUAUUCGUAUGAUGCUGCCGGACAGGUGGAGAGUACUAUCGAAACUUUAAAAGUCAAACAUGUUUGCGAAUGGCUGAAAGAAAUUUGCCGAAUUCAUUACAGUGUUUUCAUAUCCUGUCUGCUACCCCAUCCACCGGAAUAUGCCAGAGUUGGAGGUCACUGGGAGACAUUAGCAUCCCGUACUAGCCAUUUAAAAGAAGGUCUUCAACGUCUCAUAUGUCUAGUUCCAUACGAGGUUAUAACCUCUGAAAUUUGGGACUAUGUAAUGCCCCAUUGGAUGGAAGCAAUUACAAAUGACGUUGCUGAAAAAGAAUUACAAGAAUUAAAAAUCGUUCUCAGUAAAAUUCUAGAUCCCGAAAUGUCACCACUUGGAUUCGAUGCAAAGACAAUGUAUAAUUUUGUAGCUAUCAGAUUUGAGAAAACUACUGCAAAAGUUCAACAACAAGCUUUACAUUGGUUACAAAUUUUGACAAAGCUUGAAAUAUUGAUACCUCUGGUACAAUUAUUUGCAAUGUUUGGUGAUGGUGUGCGAAUUAUGAAAUACGGUGUGCAACAUGAAAUUUUAAAAGAAAAAGAAGUCAAAGGACAGAAACCACAGCUUAAAGGUGAUAAAGACUUGCCAAUUCCACCAAGAAGGAGUUCAAUUUCUCCUGUGGUUGAAGAUGAUUCAGGGAAUACAUCAGCUAUUUCGGACGAUGAAGCUCCAACAAAUCGUCACACAGAAUUCUCUACCGAUGCUGAACACAAUUUAACUUGUUGCAUUCUAAUGUUGGAUAUACUUUUAAAACAAAUGGAAUUACAGGAUGUUGAGCAACAUACUGGCAUCCAUACAACCGUUUGUGAAAAUACUUCAAAGCUAUUGAAAUGCAUGGUUACAGCGGCGCGUGUUGGUUUAAGCAGUCAUAUUUGUUCGUUAAAGGCUGCUGAAUGUGCCUAUUGUGAAGCAUCUAUAAUGUGGCACCAGUUAUCAACAAAACUUGUACAAUUUAUGGCACCGCUCAAUCCUGUUCGUCCACCAGAUCCUCCAAUAGAAGAAGUUGUCGAAGAAGAAAAAUCAUCCCGCAAGAGUCCACCGGAAACUGACAAGGAAAAAUCACGAGAUCGUGAUGUAUCUCUAUCAAUGGCUCCACUUCCAAUUCCACUUGGUCCCUUAGGAGGAUUCGCAGAUUUGUUUUUAAAAGAUCCGGAUGAGAACUCUGAGUAUAACUUAAGUCCAGUUCCUGUUGCUGUAUCACAACCUGAACCACAUUCAGUAGGUGGAGUUCUGGUUCAUAUGCCUCAUGUUUGUUCGAGCAACGAUCGUGCCUGUUCUGAAAAUAUUGAAUUGCAAAGAAAUGUUCACGCCACAGACGAGAUAAUGACGGCAACGGUUGAGACCGUCUCCGAGCAAUUGGAUCUGGCCGCCAUAAUGCCAUCAGAAAAAGUCGUUACAGCGGUUGCAAGAUCAGUGACAUUGUCAGAUGCCGAUGUCGCAACAGCUACUGUUCAGGUGGCAAAAGCAGCAAUUGUAGGCAGCAGCGAAGAUGUCGAUCUAAAUGGCAGUGUCACAGAUGAAAAUGGCGAUGACAUCGAGGAUGGUGAUGAUUUUUGGCACACCUCGGUUGGGAAAUUUAAAUUUUCCUUAGACUCGCUGCCACAAACAUUACAAUAUAUUCAUCAGCUUCUGACGGAAAUCCCGCUGAUCAAAAAGCCGGAACUCCUUUAUUAUAUUUUGCAAUGUCUAAACGUGAUGUCCCUACAUGGAGAUGCAUUGGCGAAAUCUGCUCGAGAGCAUAGAGGAUUUUUUAUUUGGUGUCAGGAGAAUUUACUCAUUAAAAAUUUAUGGGAGCUUUGUAAUGCCGAACACUCACAUAUUUGCCAGGCAAGUGUACCCCUUUUACUACACUGCAUUACUCUUCCUCUUGGAUCUGACGUUUUCUGGCGGGUGGUUCAAGAAGCUUUCCACGACACCGACUGGCGAAUUCGAUUUACUGCUGUUGAACGUGUUACGGUUAUUACUCGUUUCAUGGAUUCAACACCUCUAAGGUCUGAAGUAGGCUUACAAACAGCAAUGGCAACUGCAUUUUGUCAUCUCAUAGCCAGUAUGGAUGAUAUCAACGUUUAUGUGGCUCAACGUUCAACACUUUACAUUGGUACAAUUCACGAUACUGCUAUUCGCUCUUUGCUAUUCUGCUUGGAAUCACAAUUCGAUUUGUUCAUAGUCGAUAGACCAGUUGUAUUACAAUCGUUAUACCAACUACAUAACUCACUCUCUGACCGUAGAGUUCUAACGUGGGAAUUCUUUCUCAAUCGUUUUGACACUUUGUUUGUUGAGGCUCAAAUCAGUUUGGAAAAAUCAGGAGACAUUUCAUAUCUUCGUGACUUGAGAAAUUCAGAAAACGGAAGUGAAAUUCUGUCCACGAAAAUUCUCAAAGCUAGAGAAGCUCUUAGCCAAUCUGACACAAGUGGCAGCAUGGCAAAAACCUUGAGUGCAUCAUUUGGAACGAAAUGGCCAUACAAAAGGACAAUGUCUGCACCCGCAAGUAUGGUACCGCGACAGGAUUCAAAAUUCAAUUGUAAGACCGAAAAGGAAAAGAUAUAUAGCCGACAAAUCUCAGCACCAAUACUCAAACGGAAGACAUCUCGAUUUGGAUUGGAAGGACACAUUCAUUCAAUAGGAGGGCUAGGUGAUGACAAUUUACCCGGGCUUAUAAAUCGGAUAACCGAACUUGAAGAAUCCGACAAAGAAACAAUACAUUUGCUUGUUUUUCUUCUAAUGCAAUUCAUGUCUCGCACUGACCAGGCAUUCCCCUCCGAAGACAAACCCAUGACAAAAACUCAAAAUAUUGUUUUGAAGCAUCUAUUUCUACUUUUAGGGCAUAAUCAGAUAGAUAAAACAUUCCAUACAACACCCGGGAAUCUAAGGUCAUCAGCCGUUUUUAAUGCUUUUUUGGCAAAUUUGCCCCAAGUUCUGGAUCAAAAUCACCUUAUUGGAGGUCUAAUUCUAUCUUCAGUGAUGCAGGUUAUUUUAUUUGCCCCAAAUCCAUCUAAUGUUGGAAUAGAUUGCUAUCAAAAUCUCAUCUUUAACUACUCCUUGUGGUAUUUGGAACCACAUUCACGUCGCAACUGGCUAAUGACUAUACUCGUGGUGUUAUACAAAUAUAGUUAUACACAGCCACCUUAUAGUGGUUAUAUAAAUAAUGCCAUGCGCAUUGUUAUCAAUAGUUUAAAGGCUCAAUUCCAUCAGUGUAAGAGAAUACCAACAACAACAAUUUUGGACAUUCAUCCACCAUCGCGGUCAAGAGAUGCCAGUCAACCUUCACUAGGAACAGACCCCGAUGAGAAAGACCACCAAAGUCCACCACCAAGCCCAAUGUUUCCCUCGGAGGGCACAAGUGUGGCUUCCAAGGGAAAAGGACAAAACGUCGGUUUCUCACAGAAAUCAGCACAGCACACUUUUAGAAAAUAUCCAGACUCUAGUUUGGAAGCUGACGACACUGAAUCAGAGCUGGUGGCAAUUCCGGAAAGUGAUUUUUCUGACAGCACUCUUCAUGGAUCCAGUGCACCGGGAUCUUUUGACGAUACAAAUCAUUAUGAAGAUCCAACAGGAUCUGGAAAUAAAUUUGACGGGCUAAGGCAUCGUGCUAUUCGUACCACAGACUUUAUAGAAGAGAAAAAAGAAACUUCAACCACAUCCAAACUUAUUCGCUCAUCAAGAAGUGGUGAAACCUUAACCAGAUCCAAGACCAUUGAAACCACAACUGUAGUUACUCAAUCAAAAUGCAGCCUCCAAGAAGGUGUCCGAAUGAUUGUUACCCCAUUGGUUGGAUCAGAGACCCAGGAGACGGCUGUUCUUAGUCCUCCGGUCGAUGUUCAACGUGCCAUCAUUGUUACUCAAAGCACACAACCAGUUCGAGUCAAGUCUUCUGAUAUGUCUCACACAUCUAAGAUGUUUGCAUCAAUUGCUUCUAAUCAUUUAAAAGCUAUGGGAGUUAUACAGGGUAUUGAUACAAAGAGUGCAACCACGCCAGUUGCAUCUUCUUCAAAGCCUACCCAAGAAGUUUCUCCGAUGAUAGCAGCUGUAAAGCCUACAACACAAGUCUCAAGUGGAAGCCGUUCAUCGAAUGGCAGUAUAAACAGUAUUGACAAGAAGACUCUAGCAAAAACUCUUGGUAGACACAAGACUAUUGUUGAGACCUCUACAGUUACUAGUACUUCUUCUUCAUCACCGGGCACUGAAGACUCGCGUCAUAGUGGCUCUAAGCCAGGUACAAAUGGUAGUAAUAAUAAUGGUAAACCAACGAUUCACAGGUUAGAAAAGAAAAACUAUGGAUCUCCAGACUCACCACUCUCAAAAAUGAGUGUAAUGCCAAAUCCCAGUGAAUCAGAAACCGAAAUCUCUUCUUUGCCAGCACCAAAAAAGAUAACCCAACUUGAAAUUCCAACUCCGGAGAGACUUUUGCCUAUUGGACCUCAAGAAGGUGUUCCCGCUUUGGUCGAUCGGAUUCGUGAAGGCUUAAAGUUGCCCGAUAUAAGUCACCUUAAGCAAGAUAGUCUUGAUGUUUCGGAAAGCACUAAAGAUGAUAUUACACCAAGUAGUCGUGGAACUUCACCCAGGCGGCUAAUUAAACAAGUUGCUAUGGACUCCCCGCAGGAUCUGCAUGCUUCCAUACUGAAGGCAGUCUCUCAUGAUCCUGUUUCAGGAAAACAACAACCAAAAGAUCGUGGAGCCCAAAGAGGACGAGGUCCAAGAAAAGUUCCAUUUGUCGUCGAUACUCAUGCUGUUUCCGAUAUAAGGUCGAAAUAUGCAGGUUAUUGGCCCCCUCCCAGCCAAAAAGAUGAGUCAGAUAUGGAUGAUGAAGGUGCAACUAAUGGAAGUCAAUCGGAUCAUAAACCGAGUCAAUCAAGAGUAGGUGAUUACUGUGUAUGUGAAAGAUGCGGUGAGUGCGGAGCAAUGCUGGAGGAAUAUAAUGACGAAGAAGUCGGAAUACUUAUUAUUAUUCUGGGAACUUUUAUUCAUCGGGAACCUGCGAUGGCAGCACCAUUUCUACCUGAAAUUUUAACAAUUGUUUCCAAGUUUGCGAUGCAUUCAACGUUUCCAUGGCAGUACGCAAGUGCUACACAUUUGCCCGGUGGAUCUCAGUCGGUUGCUCAUCAAUUUAUUCGCUGUGUUCUGCAUCAACUGGCGCCCAAUGGAAUUUUCUUACAACUUUUCCAAACUCAAGUUAAAAAGGAAACUCGUCGAAAGUCUUUCAAUAGCAUUGCCAAGGCUCUUUUAGACUUUCAAGAACUCAACCCAACCAGUCCAAUUUAUCUGGUUUGUGAGUCAUUGUUGCAGAAAAAGACUCUUCCCUUGGAGCAUCUAUCAGUUAUUCUCCGCAAUAUGUCUGAAUAUCUUCAAUGUAUUCCAGCUGACAGUGGUUUGGGAGCUGCAUCAUGGGCUCAAGCCAUGCAAUCUCUAGAAUCACUUUUCCGUCAAGUAGUUUUAAUUCUACCUAGCAUUGACAGUCCGGAAUACCUACUCGAUAUUAUUGUUGCCACAUUGAAAAUAUCCCCACCAAAGGCUCUUCUAGAGCCAUUUUCGAAAGCUCUCGGCUACUGCGUUCAGAGCAUCAACUUGCGCCACAGUACCAUCUAUGAUCUUUGCACACUUAGCAAUCGAUCCUUUUCCAAGGAUCGAGACAAGAUGCUGCUUUGUCGCCAGUUGAUCUUUGAAUUCGUUCAGGCGUUGAAAUUCAAAAUAAACAUUCCCGAUCAUAAUCUACUUUUGAUUAUUGGUUUUGCUCUUCAAGAUGCUGGUGGGGCAUUGCCACCGGGCACGAUAGCUGGUCUACCAGAUUUGCCACCACAAUAUCCAACAAAUGCUGCAGAUUGUUUGCGGCAAUACAUGAAUGAUGUAUUGGAUUUUUUGGCUGAUUUUCAUACUCUUAGCAAAAUUAAGAACUUCAAGAAUGGUCAGAUACAAAACGGUUUGGGAGAGGACACUUUGGGUGGUGUACUGAAAGGAGCUGUUGCACAGUAUUUAGCUUUGGAGAUGUCUCGUGGAAAUUCGAGAGACAAUAAGGCUGUGGGAAGGUAUUUGCCAUGGCUUUAUAAUGCUCCAUCAUCUCUUCAACAAGGUCCCAAGGAAUUCACUGAAUGCGUCGGUCACAUGAGACUGCUUUCCUGGUUGCUACUAGGUUCAUUGACACAUUCCGCCUUGGCACAGAGAAAGUGCGGGGUUAUUGGACAGCAUGGAGCAGCAGUUCAUCAUUUCCAAAUGCAACAUCCUGGUCAGGCAAUGACUCAACCUGUUCCUCAGGAAGCCAGUUGUCACAUUGCAGAUCAUAUUCAAGUGAUUUUCGCAGGAUUCGCCGAACAGUCAAAAACUUCGGUUUUGCACAUGUCUUCAUUAUUCCAUGCAUUUACUUUGUGCCAACUAUGGACAAUUUACUUGGAACAAGCAGCUUUCAGUUCACCUAACAAUCCAGAAGCGCAUAACAUCACCAUGGGGAUUUUGUUUGAAUUUUGGGCAAAAGUCACACCAUGUAUUCUGCAAUUGGUGGCAAAUUCGAAGGCAGCUAAGGAAAGUGUGGAUUUCCAGAGUUCGAAUUCGAAGCUUUCUGAAAUGGUUAAUCUUCAUUUCUUAAGUUUACUGGAAGCACUCAAGGAAACGCAUUCCACAGUACUUGGAAAACUUUUGCCUCUUUGGAGUCCUGUUUUAUCCUCUCAAACUCAACUAUCAGAUACACUUCAUGUUCGAUUACAAAAUGUUCGCGACUAUGCCCCUGACUAUGAGGAACAACAUACCCACCAUUCUGAUGCCCUACUUAAAUGGUUACAAAGGCUUCAGUUUAAAAUGGGUCAAAUUGAAUUGCAAUCUUCUACAGCUACACAAUUUUAUUCAAUUUAAAUCUAAACAAGAAAUAGUAUCUUCUUAAAAUUUAAGUGUUUCA